Messenger RNA from Daphnia magna, 3689 nucleotides. Its product is annotated as cyclin-dependent kinase 14-like. The transcript has 8 exons. The record is from RefSeq and is a predicted model, not a curated record. Bases 538 to 2208 code for a protein of 556 amino acids. Gene Ontology annotation, molecular function: heme binding; cyclin-dependent protein serine/threonine kinase activity; cyclin binding. Gene Ontology annotation, cellular component: nucleus; cytosol; cytoplasm. NCBI's taxonomy places the organism in Eukaryota, Metazoa, Arthropoda, Branchiopoda, Diplostraca, Daphniidae. Gene Ontology annotation, biological process: protein phosphorylation.
CUUUUGCUUUCUGCUAUGUACACACACCUCGGCUAGCCAUGGCAUUGUAGCACGCACACACACACACACACACAAAUGGCUGCUUACACUGUCAGUCGGUUUUGACAGCUAGACUCGUUCAACUUGUAACGAGUCUGCGUGAGAAAUUGGGCAGAAAGUGAGCUGAAUAACAAGAAAUCUCUGAUAGACGAGAAACGUAUGCGCGUACAUGGAUCCGUACUGUUUUUGUGUUAUCUUAUCGAGCCUUGAUUUUUCAAGCUAGAUUCGAUCGGUCUCCCCCCCACAUUCUCUACCCACUCGAUCACGGCUCAAACCGCCCAAAUUUAGGUUGGACCUCGACUGCUCUACCGUGCGUGUGUGUGGGAUUCGCGACGAGAAGAUAUUGCAGCCUUUCAGCAAUGACCACCCUAUCUCUAGUGUUUCCCUAUCUCAUCGUCCUCAUCAGUUGCUCAUAGAAAAAAAUGCAGGUGCUUGUUCAGUAUUAGUGCUGUUGCUACUUUAUUGGAAAACCCAGAGUUUCCUCGUUCCAGCUACGUCAUGUCGGAAACCAAGAACAAACUCAGCAAGGUGGCGAGGCUGAGGAAACGGCUCAGCGACAGCUUGGGCAGGCUGGCCUCUCUAGCUAAAGAAGACUGGUCCAUCAGCCGAACUAGAUCUCAGACCAGACUCUCUCACAUGGGAUAUCGCAAGGACCACAAUGGGCUGAGCAUGAGAGGCAAAGCAGGUUUCUCUGACGAAUACCUGGAUAAAUUGGACAGUGAAAAUAGAGACUCUCUACAAGAGAAUGGCGAUGCAGCUGGUGGUGGGGUCGAGCCAGAUUUGCGAUGGGAGAGGCUCAGGUUAAGUGACGGAGAUUUGCUCACUGCUAGCCGGGACCCUGAAUUUGAAAAAUUAAAGGGUUCUGGUGGUGCUGAUUCCGGUUUGGGUAGUGACGACGCCUGUGCUCAAGACAUUAGCAGCCGAAUUGCAACGGUUGAAGGUGAACAAGUGGUGCUGAGACGUAGCAAAAAAUCGUCUUCAUCGCAUCUCAAACAGCGACCCAAAUCGGAAGUUUAUAGACACCAGCACAUCGAUCCGCACCUGCCUGGAGCCAAUGUCGUCCUACCCAGCGCAUCCGCCAUCAAUUUAAAGCCAUCCGAGUCGAUACGUCGCUCGAAAAGAUACUCAGCCUUCGGGGGAACCAGUCCGUUUGGAAAAAUUGAGAAUUAUCUACGACUAGAGCAACUAGGAGAAGGGUCUUAUGCGACCGUUUACCGAGGGUUCAGCAAUUUGACCCAGCAAGUGGUUGCAUUGAAAGAAAUUCGGUUGCAGGAAGAGGAAGGUGCUCCAUUCACGGCUAUCCGUGAAGCUUCUCUAUUACGCGACCUUCGUCACGCCAACGUCGUCACAUUGCACGACAUCGUCCAUACGAAAACGUCGCUCACCUUCGUCUUUGAAUACGUCCAUUCCGAUUUGGCUCAGUAUUUGGAGAGGCAUCCGGGCGGAUUGCAGGCUCACAAUGUCCGUCUAUUCCUGUUUCAGCUGCUGCGUGGCCUCACGUACGUCCAUCGGCGCAAGAUCCUGCAUCGGGAUCUGAAGCCGCAGAAUUUGCUCAUCAGCGAAGUCGGCGAACUCAAAUUGGCUGAUUUCGGGCUGGCCCGCGCCCAGUCGGUGCCGUCGCACACGUUUUCCAGCGAAGUCGUCACCCUGUGGUACCGGCCGCCCGAAGUCCUACUCGGCUCAACGCAAUACUCUUCGCCUUUGGAUCUGUGGGGCGUCGGCUGCAUCUUCGUCGAGCUUUUGACGGGCAGUCCAGCCUUCCCCGGCGUCAAAGACGCUGCCGAUCAAUUGGAACGAAUCUUCAAGAUUUUGGGGACGCCAACGGAAGCGACGUGGCCCGGAGUGUCACGUCUGCCGCUGUACAAGCCGCAACGUUUGAAUUUUUACCGCACUCAGAGGCUAGGACACGCUUUCCCGCGCCUCUACGACAUUAGCCAGGCCGAGAACUUGGCCUCGAAACUGCUACAAUUGCAGCCCAGUAUCCGACUGACGGGCGAAACUGCCGUCCGGCACAAAUUCUUCCAGGAACUACCCUCCCAAUUGUAUAACUUAUCUGACGACGUGUCGAUUUUCACUGUGCCGGGCGUCGGUCUCUACCCGGAAGAGAGAAAAUUCCCUCCCGUCGUUUUGAGAGCUGCCCAGGAGCUCAAAAAUAAGGCCAAAUUUUGAUUUUUAUAUAUAUUUUCUUUUCUUUUUUUUUUUUACUAAUUGAUAGUUUUCGUCCUUUUAUUAUAAAAAAAAACUAUUUCCCCUCCACUCUCGAAAUCCGUUCCAUAAUACUUCAUGAUGCAGCCAUAUAAGCCGAUCCCAACAACAAAGUCCUUCCUUUUUUUUUUUCAUUUUAAAUUAACGCACUCGGUGAAAAAAAAAAAGGAAAACCAACGGUAUUAUUUACUUUAAAAAAAUCAUUCAUUUUAGCUUCUGUGAAACAACUCCGGGAAAAGAAAUAUUUCAGAAAAUAUGAAUAAUCAUUUGCUCGUAUCCCAUUUUAUAUAGAGUCAAUCGGCAACAAGCAUGUCCAUCUUUUUGUUGGGUUUUUUAAACAUGUUUUUUUUUUUUCUCUUUACGUUUUGACGUUGUCCCUCUUUAUUUUUUAUUUUUUCCGAGGGUGGCCAGUUGUUUCCUAGUAACCCAUUUUUUUUUUUUGUUUUAAUUGUAAUCAUUUAUAGUUGUCGUGCAACAUUAAUGAAGGCAGCAAUACUAUUCCUGUUUGAUAGAAUAACAAAUGAGCUCAGAUGUUUUUCCGUAGCCGGAAACCACGCCCACCAAUUUUAAAUUGGCCCUUUAUUAUUUGAACCGAACUUGUAUUGACACUCUGCUCUACAUGGGCAUGAUUCACAAUUUCUUUUCCCGCAGUACCUCCCCCUCAACCCCAAUUUCUGAUGCCAAAAUUUCCCCCUUUUUUUUUUUCUUUUAAUUUCGUGUCAUCGUUGCCAUUUUUUUUGUUUUGUUUGUUCCCUCACCUUGUCGAAUGGUCUACUCGUCCAUCAAUACUACUCCUACUACUACCCGUUGUAACCGUCCUAUUAAAGAAAAAGGUGGGGAGAAAAAAAACCAAACAUUUAGUGCAUCUGCUGUCGUCAUCUUUCUUUGUCAUGUCCGUUCAAAAUAAACCCACGCAUUUGUUCUUUUCAUCCGGAAAUACCCCCCCCCACUGAAGAAGAUGGUCGAUUCUUCGGUUGUUUUUUUUUUAAUUUUUCCUCACGAUAGUUGUUUCGAGUAACCUCCCCCGCGUACCACCAUGUUUUUAUUUUAUUUUGUUUUUUGAAUCGAGAAACACAAAUGUAAAUCUAUUUAGGACUUUUCGUCAUUCAUUUUUUUCCCCCCUCAAGAUUCUUGUUGGUUCCUCAAUGCUGUUAUAUUGUUGAACGAUGACUAUCGAAAAAGAAAAAAGAGUAUUAACUGUGACGUCCCAGGGAAAGAACAAAAAAACAAAGUGAACGAUGUAGAGACACGUUUUCGUCCGUCAAAACAAGAGAAUUUAAAAAGAAAAGAAAGAAAUCUAACCGUUUGCCAUCCUCGUCGUUGUCCUCGUAUGUCAUGUGUCGUUGCUGUCUCUUCUUAUCAAACAAUCAUCCUUGUAUCAACCCCCAGAAAGAAAGAAAAACAUUGGAUUUCCACCGAAAAUAAAAGCAGUUCCGCGCCCCCCA